This is a messenger RNA of Oryza brachyantha (malo sina), 2001 nucleotides long. Its product is annotated as DNA-directed RNA polymerase I subunit rpa49. Gene Ontology annotation, biological process: RNA polymerase I preinitiation complex assembly; transcription elongation by RNA polymerase I; nucleolar large rRNA transcription by RNA polymerase I. Gene Ontology annotation, molecular function: DNA binding. The coding region runs from base 51 to 1496 and encodes 481 amino acids. Lineage: Eukaryota; Viridiplantae; Streptophyta; Magnoliopsida; Poales; Poaceae. The transcript is spliced from 4 exons. Gene Ontology annotation, cellular component: RNA polymerase I complex. The record is from RefSeq and is a predicted model, not a curated record.
ACAAAAACCCUAGCCUUCGACAACCUCGAAAAGCCCUAGAGCCGUCUGCAAUGGCGGAUCACGAGCCCGCCACCUCCUCCUCCAAGAAGAAGAAGAAGCACUCCAAGAAGCGGGAAUCCAUCGAUGUCACCGAGGACACCUCCCUCACCGCCGCCGCCGCCGCCUCCCCUAAGAAGGAGAAGAAGCGCUCCAAGAAGAGGGAAUCCAUCGACGUCACCGAGGACGCCUCCCUAGCCGCCGCCGCCGCCCCCGAGAAGAAGAAGAAGAAGCACUCCAAGAAGCGGGAAGUCAUCAAUGUCACCGUGGACGCUUCCCUCACCGGCGGGGGCGCCGCCUCCUCCGGCGCGGCCCCCAUCGUCGCCUACUUCCCGACCGGCUACGACCCCCUGGCCGCCGCCGCCAGGAAGGGUAAAGAGCCCUCCCGCACGCGGCUGUUCCGCCAAACGAAGCACCCCACCCGCAUCGAGCUCGUGGUCGGCGCCCCUGGCGGAGGGCCGGACUUCGUCGGCCGGAGCUUCGCCGGCGAGGCGGUCCUGCCGCAGCACACUGGCUACGCGCUCGGUGUCCUCGACAAGGCCUCCGGCACCCUCAAGGUCGUCCCCAUCGCCUCCAACAAGAUCCUAAGGCUAGAGCCGCAAUUUGAAGUGCAGAAACCAGCACAGUCACAGCACUCUGAGGCAGGGUCAGCAGAAAAUGCUGAGUUGAAGGUACAGGAUGUUACACUGAUGUUUGGAAGCCAGGCAGACAAGAACAAGGAUAUUAAGUGGAAGUCAUUAAAUGAGCAGAGAAAUGAUCCUUCUGCUUUUCUUGACCUUGACCUUGGAAAUUCUGAUACCAAUGUGGGUGCUAGUGAAAGCCAAGAACAAACUGUUAGGAACAUUCCACCCUAUGAUCCUGCAGCCAACACGUCAGAAAGGGCAUAUCUUUUUGAUGAGAUUAUUCCAAGCAGUAUACGGCCACACCUUAUGGAUAUUGUGGAGCACUUUGAGUCAGGAGAAUUUUCUUCAAAAGGCUAUGAGAGUUUUGUAUCAAAUCGUGUUAAUAAAUUACAGGAGCUUCAGGGUGAAGAUAAGGAGAGGCUUGCCUGGAUACUGUCCUACAUCACACAUCUCCUGACCUUUUUGGAACGAAACAACUCCAUGUCCAAGUGGCGCAGAAAGGAAAAUCGGGCUACCAAUCGACUAAUGAUCCCCCAUGCUGUAUAUCGUAAGCUGCUGCUAAUGUUUGUGGAGCCAGGAUCCGGUGCCGUUUCAACAGAGAAACAUGAGCUUUUGAUCAACUACAUUCUUGUGCUGACGCUUUAUGCUGAUAACUUCAGAUCUGACCCCAAAGAUAUAUGCGAAGACCUUAAAAUGACCAGCCAGAUGAUUAGACCAUAUUAUGCCCAGUUAGGAUGCAAAUCUGUGUCAGCUGGUGCUCUUAAUUCCACUGUAAUGACACUUCCAGCCCCCCUCAAGUUCCCAAAAGAAUUUGCAAGGAGAAAGCGACGAAGGUAGUUGUCACAGGAGAGAGUCAGAAUGGUCUUCGUGGUCAUCACAGGGAGAGAGUCCAGGAUCAUCUCAGAAGAGUCUUCACUUCUGAAUGUGGAUGCAAUAGGAAAAGACUGUUCUUAGCGCUGCGAUCAAAUCUACCGAAGUUUAUGCGUGUUCCCACUCUUUGCAAUUACUGGAACACGAGGAAUAUGGCUUCUGCCUUCUUUUUGUUUCCCCUUGUCGCCUGGAGUUACUGCCAGAACUUCAGAAAGACAGCAUAAUUAAUGGUUAUGUAUUGAUGUCAUUUUUUUCAUUUGAUCCUGCCUACCAGGAUUUACAUUGCUACUAUACAGCUUUUUGUUUACAGCUUUUGUUUUAGCAUCUUGCCAUGGAUAGUAUGCAUCUCAGUAUCUUGCUAACAGCCAAACAAUCCUAGCAGUCAGCAGGAUUGCCUAUUAACUGAUGCUAAUGCUUCAUACUCUGCAAAUCUGGCAAAAAGUUAAUACCCAUUUUACACCAGUGCACAUGA